UACCAAGAUGGAAAUGCAGGGGCUCUGCGAUGCCCCGAACAUCCACCCUCAACAUGGCGCCCUGCGCAGGACCGCCGCCUCGUCCCCGCUGCGGCCGGGGGCGGCCGGCGCCCUGCCGCAGCUCAUUUUCACCGACGGUGACGCGGAGCCGCACAGCGACAACAACAACAACAGUAGCAGCAGCUCCAGGCCGAAGACGUCGUCGCCAUGUCUGCUGCCGCUGGUGGAGCGGGGCGCUGCGGCCGCAGACAUGGCCCCGGCGGGGACCCCGCCGUGUCUGCGGCCGCAGCGCGGGGACGGAGCCCCGGCGCCGCCGGCGCAGCCGCCCGCGCCCGCCCGCGGCGGGGCGGCGCCGGGCAGCAGAUCAGACGGACCCCAGCAGGAGCUGUAUGUCGUGUUCAACGUGGUGCAGGAGGAUGGAUCCGUGGAGGCGGCCAGGGCGGGGGGACCCGCACUCCCCAGGGACAAACGAACACGAGGAUCUUUCAGCUCCGUCAUGGACGUGGGGGACACCGGUCCCGCCGGCAUCUGUGGAUCUAGCGACGCCCUGAGCUGUCUGGACCCGCUGAAGAAAGAGACGGCCAGCCCCGCCGUGGUCGGCGCUAACAAGCCCCCCAUCUACCCCAGCUCCAUCGAAGACGUCGUUCUGACCAACAAGUACGGAGAUAAGAUCUGUGGGCAGAUCUGCGCGGAGGGCAGUGACAUUCGUCUGGGCAGGGAGCUGGCGUCCCCGCUGGCUUCUCCACUGGCGUCCCCGCUGGCGUCCCCGCUGGGGCCCGGGGCGGCCGGGCUGCAGGACGCCAUGUCCGGCUUCAUGUCGGGCUCCAGGGGUCUGCAGGAAGGCCCGGCCUCCGCCUCGGCGGGCCCGCCGGCGGCCGAAACCUUUUCCGGGACCAUCACCAUCAACAACCAGAGCAUCGUGGUGACCAUCGAGAACGGGGUCAUGACCCUGGCCGCCCCGCCGGAGGGACACGUGCACAAGGAGGACGACAUGAUCAGCCUCAAAGAGCACCUGGGCAUGAAGGACCACGAGGACAUCGUCCUCCUGAACUAUGACGGCGGUACCAAGUCCAUCGGGAAGAUCAGCACCCUGGCGGUCACCAGCCCCGGCCGGCAGGACGAGCCCAGACCCGGCAUGUCCGUCAGCGACUCCGAGCUGGCUCUGGUGGACGACUGCUCCCUGUCGGAGCUGGGGCCGUCCCUGGAGGGCUGUCCCGUCAUCAAACAGGAGGCCGGGGUUCUGUGUGCCGUCACCGAGGCCGACCUGGUCAACCCACCACCCAGGGUCACGGCGCCGGACUGUGACAGCGAGGACGUCAACUCUGGGCUCAUCUGGUCAAAGAAGGAGGCGGUGGCGAGCUUCGGCUGCUCGGAGCCGGGCUGCUCGUGCACGUUCGACUCCCGGCAAAAGCUCAAGGUGCACCUGCUGAACCACGCCGAGGACCCGCGGCCGUACCAGUGCACGGUGGAGGGCUGCGGCUGGGCCUUCACCACCUCCUACAAGCUGAGGCGCCACCUGCAGUCCCACGACAAGCAGAGGCCUCACACGUGCCAGUUCGAGGGCUGCGGCCGGCGUUUCACCACCGUGUACAACCUGAAGGCUCACGUCAAGGUCCACGAGCAGGACAACGCCUUCAUCUGCGAGAUCUGCAGCGAGAGGUUCCGCAGCGCCACAAGACUCACCAACCAUCAACGGCUCCAUUUCGAGCCACAGAGGCCCCACAAGUGUGAAUUCCCAGGCUGCGAGAAAACCUUCAUAACCUUCAGCGCCCUGUUCUCACACAAUCGCACUCACUACAGAGAGACUGGCCACUUUAGCUGCAGCUAUCCGGGCUGCGAGAAGACGUACGACAAGGCCUGCCGCCUCAAGAUACACAUGAGGAGUCACACCGGUGAGAGACCGUUUGUCUGCGACUCGGAGGGUUGCGGCUGGUCGUUCACCAGCAUGUCCAAGUUGCUUCGGCACAAAAGGAAACACGAGGAUGACCGGCGUUUCGUCUGCAAAGAGGAGGGUUGUGGGAAGUCCUUCACCAGGGCCGAGCACCUCAAGGGUCACAGCGUCACACACCUGGGGACCAAGCCCUUCCAGUGCCAUGCAGAAGGCUGCAGCGCCAGGUUCUCGGCACGCAGCAGUCUCUACAUGCACUCCAAAAAACACAAGCAGGACGCCGGCAGCCUGCGCACCCGCUGUCCCGUCAACAACUGCUCCAAGCACUUCUCCACACGCAGCAGCCUGAAGAGCCACAUGCUCAAACACCACCACCUCAGUCCUGAUGUUCUCAGUCAGAUGGAGACCACCCCCAGUCUGACCCCCAGCAACGAGCUGAUCAGCUCCACCCCGACGACCAUGGCGGGCCCCGGCGUUGCCGUGGGCGACCAGCUGAGCAACCUGGACCUCAGCUCACUGUUUUCUGCCGUCCCCGGCGGCGCGGCGUCCACCGCCGGCAUGGGAGUGGGAAUCCCCAUGGCCAUGGACCUGGCUCUGGUCAACUCGGGCAUCCUCACCAUCGACCCGGCCUCCGUGGGCACUGCGCUGGUGGCCGGGGCCGGCACCGCGCUGGCCAAGGCCCUGGACCCGCUCAUCAUGACGGCCGGUGCUGACAUGACCCCUCAGCACGGCCUGGAGGGAACGGUGGGGGACGUCCUGCCCCCGCAGGGGACUCUCAACCUGGACGACGUGCAGACGGUCACCCCGGAGGCCUUGGGGACCCUCACGGCCCUCGGCCUGCAGGCCGCCGGGGCCUCCGUGGACGCUACGCUGCAGCACCCGCUCAGUUCCUCCAGCGCCUUGAGCGCGGAGCCGCCGGCCUCCCUGGCGGGGGCCCCCGGGGCCGAGCUGCUGGCGUCGCCCUCUAAGGCGGCGGAGGUGGUGGGGGGCCACGCAGGCGCCGGCCCCCUGCUGGGCUGUGUGGAGGUGCUGGGUUCCCAGGAGGGAGGGAAAGUCCUCACACAGUUUGUUUUCCCCAGUCACGGCAGCAGCUUCAGCCCUCAGAAAGAUGGCGAGCUCACGGCCGUGUCGCCCAGCAGCUUCCUGGAGAGUGGAGGCUCCGCCCGGACGGACUACCGAGCCAUCCAACUGGCCAAGAAGAAGAAGCAAAGAGGCUCUUCUGCGUCACCUGGAACGUCGGGCUCCGCCCAGAGGAGGCCGAAGGGAACGAAGACGGCAGCAACGACAGCGCCGCUCCCUUCCUCCAGCGGCCGGUACGGCGAUGGAGCUGUGGCCGCCAACGGGGGCCUGACGCUGCGAGACCCCGUCACCGGCGCUCAGUACGUCCAGAUCCAGCUGCUACAGGACGACCCGGCCAGCGACGGCGACCUGGCCUUCCAGCUGAGCUCCCAGUCGUCCAGCUCUCACUCUCAGCUCACUGUCGACCUGCCUGUCAACAUUUUGCAAGAACCUUCGGUGAUGACAGAAGAUGACAACGGCUCCGACAACUCCCAGUUCACCGGGAGCACAAUCAACCUGCAGGACUUGGAGUGACUGGGAGGGUGAAAGGUCUGCUGCCAUGCCGGGCCCCCCCGGGCCGUGUCCCUCCCCCCCGGAUCACAUCCACCAUGGACGGCUCCAUCCAGCGGCGGCCUCGUCUUGGCCCGGGCCUCUGAAAGCCUUUCUGGACGCGCUCAGUGUUUUAAGUGUAGGACGUGAUUCCACGACCGCUGCACCUUGACGUGAUGCUUUUGAGUUCAGACGAUGUCGUUUGCUUGUGAAGUCCAGUCACGUACCAGAACCGGAGCCCAGAGCGCCGCCGGCACCGGCAGAGCCGCGGCGUGAACGACGCCCGCGUGCGUCCCUUCCACAGUGCCACGUUGCUACUCAUGCACAUGCUGCGCUGCUGACGCUCCAGUUGCCUUACAGGCGCCUCAUGCUGUGCACGCCUUCACAUGCAGAGUAUCUGCUUUAACUGUCGUCAUCUGACUCGUGCUUUAUCCCUGUAAGAGUUAUUUUUAUAUUCCACCGAAAGUCUGUGUGAAAACCCGUCUGUCCAUGUGUUUGUGCCGUAUGAUGAGAGUUGCUACCUUCUUGUGAUGAUUUUGUUAUUUUAUUUAUUAUAAGCGUCUGGUUUACAGAGCGGUGGAGCCAAACAGAGGAAUAAAGAGUCAAAGCACAAUCACAA
Cololabis saira (Pacific saury) is the source of this 4115-nucleotide messenger RNA. Its product is annotated as zinc finger protein ZXDC. The record is from RefSeq and is a predicted model, not a curated record. Gene Ontology annotation, molecular function: transcription coregulator activity. Bases 8 to 3481 code for a protein of 1157 amino acids. Gene Ontology annotation, biological process: regulation of transcription by RNA polymerase II. Gene Ontology annotation, cellular component: nucleus. The transcript is spliced from 11 exons. NCBI's taxonomy places the organism in Eukaryota, Metazoa, Chordata, Actinopteri, Beloniformes, Belonidae.